Molecule: messenger RNA, 2035 nt
Organism: Zychaea mexicana
Lineage: Eukaryota; Fungi; Mucoromycota; Mucoromycetes; Mucorales; Lichtheimiaceae
Exons: 5
Coding region: 74-1732 (552 amino acids)
Molecular function (GO): metal ion binding
Source: RefSeq, a predicted model, not a curated record
AGUGUGUUAUACUGGGGGUCUCUUUCCACUCUUUUUUCUUCUUUUUUUUUCAUUUCUGUCUCGUAUUCCAGUUAUGCCUCGUUUUUGGUCGCGAGUACUUCAUCCGUUUCGUCACCACCAUAUUGAUCAGCAUCAGAAUUAUAAGAAGCUUAACGAUGCUACUACUGACAACAGCAAAAGUCAUGCUGUUGCCGGUGAUGGUACUACCAUCGUCAUUGGUGCAACCAGGCAACAACAGGCGCCCCUUUGUAGCAGCAGUGGCAAUGCUGAGGAUGCAGUCCCCUCGCUAAGCUACUCCUCGUCGUCAUGUCUGACCGAGUCUGAAGUCUAUAGGGAAGACUUGGUCAAGGUGGAAGCUCUUCACUUUGCACAGAGUGCUAAAAUGGAGACGUUUUUUUGGACAUGGAAUGAGGAGCUUGAACGGAUCUUUGAGAAAUGUCGCUGGGCGCUUGAUUCUUUGACAUGCACAAUCGACGAACUAUCCCACGAGAUCUGCACCAUUGCGUCCCCACUUCAAAAUACGGAUUGUCAAUCUGUUCACCAUGCACGUCAAUUCAUUUCAAGUUAUCUUAAAGAAUGGCAGGACCAUCUACAGCAGCAGGAGCAGCUACGACAUGACGCUGCUUCCACGAAGGAGCUGUCCGAGCUGAUGAAAACAUCCUUUGAUGCCUAUUUUGAGAGUUUACAUUCCAAGGUCUUGGCAACGGAAGAUACAGGGCUUUCUCAGUGUAUCCAGCGAAUAUGUCAGUGGGAGCACGACCUAUUCCUUUACAAACAGUACUUUGAAAGUCAAAUGACGAUUCUCAAAGAUGCUAGUCACUCCUAUGAAGCGGCGCAGUACUUAUUACAGACAAGAUGGGAUCGGCGAUAUAAUCAGUGUAUGAGCACAUCACAGGCGCUCGAAGACAGAAUGAAAACUUUGCUGGAACAAAGCUCUCCAUCUCGCGAUGAUUUCACCUGUGCCAUUUGCUUAGCUGUCCUUUCCGAGCCUGUCACUAUCGGCACCUGUCUUCAUACAUUUUGCAGAUCAUGCAUCCAACAAAUCUACUGCACAUGUACACUAGCGUCCUGCUCCAGUCCUUGUCAUCGAGCUACACGUCGCCAAAAGUCGCUUUCGCAACGACGACAACGACGCCAACAACAACACCGCUAUAAACAUCCGUCCACCUCAAGCAGCAAGAAGAGGCAAAAGCUACCAGCAUGUCAAUGCUACAACGACGAAAGUAGUAGCAUCCCACUCCCCAAACAUCACAGUUGCCCUUUGUGUCGUUCACCUUUCACCCUGAAGGAUUGUGCUGUAAAUGUGGCACUCGAUAAUUUCAUCUCGUUGUAUUUUCCUCACGAAGAAAAAAGGGAUGAUGACGACGACACUAGAAGUCCUGCGGGUCAGCGACGACAACGACAACAACAUCAACAGCAGCAGCAAAAACUACAAAAACGUCGGUCUGCGUUCUACACGGCAGUGCAACAAUUGUGGGCACCGCAUGGUAGUGAGCACCCAUCUUAUAAUAAUAAUGCUGACGAUAGCAGCCAAUCUACAGCAGCAGCUGUUGAGGCUCCUGCAGCUCUUUAUAAUCAAGGCACCACCAACAACGACUCUAACGAACCUACUUCCCGAACGGGUCGACACCAGCAGGACCAGACUGUCCGUCCCGAAUCCCGGGCAAUAGGAAUUCAAGACAUUGUGAAUAGCGAUUUAUACACUCUUGUCCGUCGAUCGUGGUGGCUCUGAUAUCUCUGUUUCCUUACGGAAAGCAACACUAGUAGUAACGAUAUAACGACAAUGAUUGUGACUUGUAGAAAAUAUGAGGGUCAUUUCCUUUGCUGUUUCCAAUGAAGGAAUGAAUAUAGAAUGUAUAUACUGAUACUAUUCUGAUACUAAAGUAAAGAUAUGAAUAAUGAUAUAAGAGAACAAACACAGUAUGAAGAAGUAGGGGUUACGGGAUGGAUAUAGAAUAAGGGAAAAAGAAGAAAUAAGUUUGUCCGUGAAAUGUAAUAUGAUAAAAUAGAAUCAUGAAAUACGGGGCGGGGGGCG